Molecule: messenger RNA, 1471 nt
Organism: Cornus florida
Lineage: Eukaryota; Viridiplantae; Streptophyta; Magnoliopsida; Cornales; Cornaceae
Product: U-box domain-containing protein 4-like
Exons: 2
Coding region: 179-1237 (352 amino acids)
Cellular component (GO): cytoplasm; nucleus
Molecular function (GO): protein binding
Source: RefSeq, a predicted model, not a curated record
UCUCUUAUAUCUUCGAUUUAAGUCCGCCAUAAAGCCCAUCUUCGAAGCAAAGCAUCCAAACGAGGUCGUUUUCAGUUCCCCAUUACCCCUUCCCGGAGAUACCCAACAAUUCCGAUUAAACGCCGACAAAUUGUUGAUUGUUGAUGCAGUGAGUGAGUGAGUGAUAGUUUUGACGGAAAUGGAAAAGGAGGUUCAGUCGAAUUACACAUACAUGGGACGGAGCUUGAACGAUCUGAGCAUCAACGACGAUUCGGCAGCUUUCAGUGACUGCAACAGCGACCGAUCCGGCGAGUUCUCAACGGCGUCGUCUCAGAGCCGGCGACUCCUGGUCGCCUGCGCUACGGAGAAUUCCGACGACCUGAUCCGGGAACUCGUCUCCGCCCUCGAGGCGAGCUCAAUCGAGGAUCAAAAGCAAGCGGCGAUGGAGAUCAGGCUCCUCGCCAAGAACAAGUCGGAGAACCGAAUCAGGAUCGCUCAAGCCGGCGCGAUCAAGCCGUUGAUUUCGCUGAUCUCGUCGUCCGAUCCUCAGCUUCAAGAAUACGGCGUCACCGCAAUUCUAAACCUAUCUCUCUGCGACGAGAACAAGGAGCUGAUAGCUUCAUCGGGAGCGAUCAAACCACUGGUCAGAGCUCUCAAGGUCGGCACAUCAACGGCGAGAGAGAACGCCGCGUGUGCUCUGCUCCGGUUAUCGCAGAUUGAGGAGAACAAGAUCGCAAUCGGACGGUCAGGGGCGAUUCAACCACUGGUGAGUCUUCUAGAGAACGGCAAUAUCCGCGGGAAAAAGGACGCGUCGACGGCCCUGUAUACGCUGUGCUCGGCGAAGGAGAACAAGAUCAGGGCCGUCCAAGCCGGGAUCAUGAAGCCGUUGGUGGAAUUGAUGGCUGAUUUUGGGUCAAACAUGGUGGACAAGUCGGCGUUCGUGAUGAGCGUGUUGGUGUCACUGGCGGAGGCGAGGACGGCGCUGGUGGACGAAGGUGGGAUUCCGGUGCUGUUGGAGAUCAUAGAGGUUGGGUCCCACAGACAAAAGGAGAUCGCGGUGGCGAUACUGCUGCAGAUUUGCCAGGAUAGCGUGUCGUACCGUACUAUGGUAGCUCGCGAAGGAGCUAUUCCUCCGUUGGUCGCUUUGUCACAGUCCGGGACCAAUCGGGCUAAACAAAAGUCGGAGGCAUUGAUUGAGCUUCUACGGCAACCAAGAUCCGGUAACCCGGCCGCAAGGGCGUCAGAAGUGUCAGUUUAAGUGGAGCCCACAUCCCCAAUGUAAUCAUACAAUCAGAAAAUCAAAAUUCCAAAGAAGAAAAAGGAAAGGAAAAAAAGAGAAGAAAAGAAAAAAAAAAUCUGUACAUAUCUUGUGUUGUAACGAAGCUUGUAAAUUGGUUUUUGGUGAUUUUGUUUUGAUAAUUUGGAGUUUGGGUCAACAACUCUUCUGUUUAUUGGAUUGAAAAAUAUGAAGAAAUAGUUUGGUUUGAUUCUA